Molecule: messenger RNA, 1020 nt
Organism: Lachancea mirantina
Lineage: Eukaryota; Fungi; Ascomycota; Saccharomycetes; Saccharomycetales; Saccharomycetaceae
Source: the annotation of a GenBank genome assembly
AUGAGCUUUCUGUUAAGACCAUUGAACACAGACAACCCCGACGAUUCGGACGGAAUUGUCAAGAUCGAACCAACCGCGGCGUUUACGAUCAAAUCCAAGCUUGCCUCCUGUUCUAAGCCCAAUUUUUCACUUGGAGCCAAGGUUUUCAUUAAUGUCUGUUACGAUGAGCAAGUGCCGAAACCGGACGUCGAUUUUAACCCGAGUAUCGUUUAUCCCUUGAUAAUGAGCAAUAGAUGGGAAAUUCCUAUAGUUACGUCGCAAAUGCGAGAAGAUAGAGACAAGAAAGGUUCUGUUUGUUAUGUGUGGGACUGUUGUAUCAAUUCCAAGUGUAUUCAGUGGAUAGGCAAAGAUUUACAAUUACGUGAAAUUUUGGUAGAAUGGUGCAUUGAGUCCUGUGAAUUGCGCGAAGCGAUUGAAAUAUCGAGAGAUGCGAUUUCAUUCCCAAAAAUGAAGAAAAAGGGUGAUCAUAUUCCAGCGAUUGAGGUACUGGCAAAGGAGCUGGGUCAUAAUUUUGAAAAAGAGAUCCAGAUGUUUCAAGAACGGAAAAGCGAUCCUACGGUCAUUUUAGAACUUAGGCGAGAUUUACUGGAAGGGGAGGAUCCAGAGUAUUCUGAUGAUGAUCGGUUGCCACCUCUAUUCCCGCAAGCCGCUCCGGCUGAAGGUAAAAAACCAUUGAUUCAGGAAAUUGAAAAUUUGACACUUAGCCCUGGGCAUGCGCAAUUGCAAAGCGGAAGUUCCCAGCGUCACUUAAGAGAUCUAAACUAUAGUGUUAUUAUGGGUAAAGCAACGGAGAACGAAGCCAAAAUUAAGAUCGAAAUUUGUUCCGAACUGGCCUCGCCAGACGACUACGACGUUACAUACUGCAAAAGCGACAACAAACUUGUGAUAAAAAAUAAAGAUCUCGAUGUUCACAAAUUAAAAACCAUGGAGAUUCUUUUGCCGCACUUGGUCUCUACUUAUGAGCCGAGGAUGGAAAUGUCAUUCAUCAAAAGGGAAAACAAACUGUCUAUUCUUCUAUAA